AUGGCCCAAGUUCCUGUCCAGACGAUCCAUAGGGAUCCGCAGCUCUUCUAUUGGAUAUUGAUCCCCAUCACGGUGGUCAUGAUCUUGACAGGAGUCCUCCGCCACUAUGCAACAGUGCUCAUGCAAACUGCGCCCAAGAAACAAGAGCUCGCCGCCAUCCGCGAGCAGCGCUCCCUCCUCCGCGGAGUCAACCUCCGCUCCAACGCAAACGCCAUCUCUUCCACCGCUUUUCAGACGCGCAGAGACUACCUCGUUACCGCGUACGAGAGUGGCACAUUUUUGAAGGAGCCAGAUAGGAAAGGACAAGCGGCCCCCAAUCCGAUAACGGAUCCGGCUGCGAUGGAGGGAAUGAUGGGGAUGAUGAAAGGGAAUAUGGCGAUGAUUGUACCGCAGACGCUCAUCAUGGGCUGGAUCAACGCCUUUUUCAGCGGUUUUGUUAUUAUUCGUUUACCGUUCCCCUUGACGAUUAAGUUUAAGAGUAUGCUGCAGGCGGGUGUAGCGACCAGAGAUAUGGACCCGCAGUGGAUGUCUUCCAUCUCGUGGUAUGUGCUGUGUAUCUUCGGACUGCAGUCAGUGUUCACUUAUCUGCUCGGGAGUGACAAUGCUGCCAAUCAAGCGACACAACAGAUGGGGCAAAUGGGCCCAGGGGUCGGAGCACAGAUGUUUGGGCCUGGUGUUGAUCCGGACAAGCAAUUUCAGGCUGAGGCGGAGAAUUUGGCAGUGCUAACGCAUGAAUACACAUUGGCGGGCGUUGAGGACAGGCUUUUGAAGUCUGUAAAGGUGUAA
Drepanopeziza brunnea f. sp. 'multigermtubi' MB_m1 is the source of this 786-nucleotide messenger RNA. RefSeq lists its product as uncharacterized. Gene Ontology annotation, biological process: protein folding in endoplasmic reticulum. The record is from RefSeq and is a predicted model, not a curated record. Lineage: Eukaryota; Fungi; Ascomycota; Leotiomycetes; Helotiales; Drepanopezizaceae. Gene Ontology annotation, cellular component: membrane; EMC complex.